GAUAACAGUUCGUUUUUCGGGAGCUAAUGCAGAUCCCGGAACUCCAGAUACAUUGUUUAGUGCUACCGGAUUUGCCAUUAAAUUUUACACAAACGAUGGAAUCCAUGACUUACUUGCCUUUAACACAGAUGUGUUUACGUUCAGAGAUCCAAUGAAAUUUGCUGAUGGUGUACAUGCUGCCGCGCGUAAUCCUCAGACACAUUGUUUUGAUGUUAAUGCUUUGCUCGACUUCUUUGGGCAAGGACUUGAGUCCACGUAUUUUACGAUACAGUUUUUCUCGGAUGCAAUAUUUCCCAAAUCGUAUAGGUAUUACUACUGUACUACCCAUGCAAGUGAGGUUAUUUAUCUUAUGAAAAUCAAUUUAGGUUUCUCGAUGGACACACCAUCAAUAUAUUCAAGUUAGUCAAUGCAAAAGGUGAUUACGUUUACGCAAGAUUUCAUUGGUUCUCCGAUUAUGUGGACAAACUAUUCUUUAAAACACUAGAGGAUGCUGCGCUGGUUGCUGGUCAGAAUCCGGACUUCUUAAUUCAGGAACUUUUUGAUAGUAUUGCUAGUGGUGAAUGGCCCAGUUGGACAUUCAAAAUACAAGUAAUGACUGAAAAGGACGCGAAGAAAUAUAAAGGAGACCCAUUCGAUGUAACUAAGGCUUGGUUGGAUGUUCCGAUGAUAACUGUCGGUAAAUUUAUCUUAGACAGAAAUCCAGACAAUUAUUUCGCUGAAGUGGAACAAAUUGCAUUUUGUCCGGGGCACAUGGUACCGGGAAUCGAGCCAGGACCGGAUCGUUUACUUCAAGCAAGAAUGUUUGCAUAUUCAGACGCUCACAACUACAGACUGGGAGUUAAUAAUGCACAGAUUCCAAUUAACCGUUGUCCAUUCGAAGCACGAGUCUUACACAGAGACGGUUUCAUGAACGUUGGUCCAAAUGGUGGAAAUUCUCCGAACUAUUAUCCGAACAGUUUCCAUGGAUUAACGUCUAACAAUCAAAAUUACUAUAAACAGGCACCAUUCCAGAUAUGCGGCACUGCAGAUCGUGUCAAAGAUUUCGAGCCAGAUUUCUUUUCGCAAUCAAAAUUGUUUGUAGAAAAUUUGGAAGCCAAUGAUCCUGAACAGCUUCAGAGACUCCUAGCUAGAUUUGCUGCUUUUCUUUCUCGAGCUACGGGACGCUUACAACAAGAAAUAGUAAGAAACAUGGGCUACGGCGUAUCUAAAAAUUUCGGCAGGCAGCUUGAGAACGCGUUGAAUGCUAUCACAAAUUCUACAUCAACGUCUUAGUUGUGUUACAAGGACAUCAAGAAUAAAAAC
Molecule: messenger RNA, 1302 nt
Organism: Bradysia coprophila
Lineage: Eukaryota; Metazoa; Arthropoda; Insecta; Diptera; Sciaridae
Product: catalase-like
Biological process (GO): hydrogen peroxide catabolic process; response to hydrogen peroxide
Cellular component (GO): mitochondrion; peroxisome; cytoplasm
Molecular function (GO): heme binding; catalase activity
Source: RefSeq, a predicted model, not a curated record